AUGUGUAGAUUACUGGCAGCACAGACUGACAUUCUUCACACUCCUGUCCUCUCUCCCUGUCUCCCUUUCUCCCCCGUGCACGCGAACACACGCGGCGCACACGCGCUCCCCGACGCGCACAUAAACAUGGCGGCCUCUAUCUCACCCCUACGCUCCCGCAUAAGGAUUUGCAUCCCGUUGAAUGCCCACUAUCACUGCUGCCACGCCACACUACGGAUGCGUAGAAAAUAUGACAGCCAGAGGAGACAUCUACACCAGUCAGCGACGAGGCAUGCUGCUGUGGUGAUUUCAGGAACAGAAAUGGCUCGUCAGCUGCACAGAGAAAUCCAGCGUGACGUGGAAGAGCUGGUAGCUCAGGGUAACAUGAGACCCCACCUGGGAGUGAUAUUAGUCGGAGAUGACCCGGCCAGUCGUACCUAUGUUCGGAACAAGACCCGGGCAGCCAACAUCCUGGGUAUUUCCAGUGACACAGUAGUGCGCCCUAGUUCAGCGUCCCAGGAGGAGUUGUUGGAGCUGAUAGACCGGAUGAAUCGGGACUGGAGGGUCAGUGGCCUCUUGGUGCAGCUGCCGCUUCCAGAGCAUAUCAAUGAGAGAGCGGUAUGUAAUGCUAUCGCUCCAGAAAAAGAUGUGGAUGGCUUCCAUAUUGUGAAUAUUGGGAAGUUGUGCCUGGACCAGAGAUCCAUGGUACCUGCAACACCUGCAGCUGUCUGGGAGAUGAUCAAAAGAGCAGGGAUUGACACUGUGGGAAAGAAUGUCCUGGUCGCCGGACGCUCCAAAAAUGUUGGAAUGCCCAUUGCCAUGUUGCUGCACACCGAUCGCAACCAUGAACGCCCCGGAGGGGAUGCCACGGUAACCAUCGCCCACAGAUGUACGCCGAGGGAACGUCUGAAAGAGCUAACGAGUCUGGCUGACAUCAUCAUUGCAGCUGCAGGUGUUCCUGGGCUGAUCACAGCAGAUCUGGUGAAAGAGGGCGCAGCAGUCAUUGACGUUGGCAUUAAUCGCAUCCAGGACCCCAAAACCGGAAAGCUCAGACUCAUCGGUGAUGUGGAUUUUGAAGGAGUGAAAGAAAAGGCAGGCUUCAUCACACCCGUUCCAGGGGGUGUUGGUCCAAUGACGGUCGCCAUGUUGAUGAAGAACACUGUGACUGCUGCCAGAAAUGCAUUGAUGCAUUAAACACAUCAUUUACUCAUUCAUUUUUAGCAAUCUUAUUUAUGUAAGGUGUUUAUAUUAUGGUUUAUUUGAGUUAUUUAUUUCAUAUAUCACUUUUUGAAAAUGUAUUUUUUCUACUGAAGUGGUUUGGUUCAUAACAUUCUCCGAAAAACAGGGCAAAAGUCCUAAUAAAAAUGAGUCUGUGCGAAUAACUCAGCCUUUUUUCUUUUUUCUUCUUCUUUUGUCACAAGAUACUGCCAUCACUUAAAAUCUUCUCAUCGGAUAAACAAGCAGAUCCAACAGAUAUCUGUGACUAUGGACCAUAAUGAUUGCACCGGG
This is a messenger RNA of Menidia menidia (Atlantic silverside), 1488 nucleotides long. Lineage: Eukaryota; Metazoa; Chordata; Actinopteri; Atheriniformes; Atherinopsidae. The record is from the annotation of a GenBank genome assembly.